GAAACUCCCGAAUAAGUUUGCUGUGCUUAAAUUUGAAGAGUACAAGAUAAUAAAAAGCGCCUUUUUUUCCUUUACUGACUUUUUCUUUCUUUUUUUUAUAAACAAAAGGGGGGCAUAUAAAUAUGGACACAGUAUUAUAUAUUGCAGAUCAUUAUGUGUUUGAUACGCUCUAUGCCAAAGUCUGGCCUUCCUAUACAAAGACAAUUGCUGGUCAUGUCGUUUCUUCUUGGCCUCGAGACGAUUUUUGGAGAGUGAACCUGUCGGUCUAUCUGAUUACUUUAACCUUUGGUAACAUUCUCUAUUUCUUGACUGCUACACUUUCCUACUACCUUGUCUUUGAUCAUGACUAUAUGAAGCAUCCCAAAUUUUUGAAGAACCAGAUUAAAAUGGAAAUUGAAUGUGCUCUUAGUGCCAUGCCUUGGAUGACUUUGUUUACUCUCCCUUUUUUCACUGGUGAAAUUUAUGGUAAAUCCUUAUUGUACGGUGGCAUGCCAAAGACUGCUUAUGACUGGCUUUACUUGAUCAUUUCUAUACCUUCUUUUUUAUUUUUUACUGAUUGUGGUAUUUACUGGUUUCAUCGCUGGAUGCAUCACCCAAGAGUAUACAAGUAUCUUCACAAGUUACACCAUAAAUGGGUUAUUCCUACCCCUUUUGCUUCACAUGCUUUUAACCCCUGUGACGGUUUCCUUCAGUCGCUUCCAUAUCACUUGUAUGCCUACAUGAUCCCUAUUCACAAGUAUUUGUAUCUCGGUCUGUUUGGAUUUGUCAACCUGUGGACGGUCAUGAUCCAUGAUGGUGAAUUCGUCUCUCAUUCUGAGAUUAUUAAUACUAGUGCCCAUCACUUUGUCCAUCAUGUUUACUUCAACUACAACUAUGGACAAUACUUCACCUUUUGGGAUCGUCUCGGAGGAUCUCACAGACAGCCUACAGAAGAACAGUAUGACAAAACUCUCCGUGAUGACCAUAAAGUGAUGGCACGUCAAGCUUUUGAUGCUGAUGAGAUUGAAGGGGAAACAUUGGGUGUAAAGCCAAAAUACAAAUAAUUUAUAUCUUUUGUAUAUUAGAUACAUUAUCAUUUACUAAUUACAUAAUCAUUCGACAUUUCUUUUUCUUACCCCCACUUUUUUUUACUCAUUAUAUACACUUAAUACCUCAUUACUUGCAAUAAUACUCUAAUAACAAUUGUAGAAAGAAAAAGAGAUUUUUUUAAAAAAAAUAAAGUACAAUAUUACUAAAUCAGGAAAAAGAUGUUCCAAUAGCUAUGAAUUCAAUUAAUCCUUGUGGAUUGCUAUACACAGUUUUAAUACUUUCCUAUAGCAAUUUUGGCAUAAUGAAGUUGUAUGCUCUGCGUCAUCUUUAAAUAAAGGGCAUAUUCUGAACCUGGUUAGUUUGGAGCGUACUGACCAGAUUCAGAUAUGGUAAUGAUUUAUG
Messenger RNA from Rhizopus microsporus ATCC 52813, 1431 nucleotides. RefSeq lists its product as uncharacterized. NCBI's taxonomy places the organism in Eukaryota, Fungi, Mucoromycota, Mucoromycetes, Mucorales, Rhizopodaceae. The coding region runs from base 123 to 1043 and encodes 306 amino acids. The transcript is spliced from 4 exons. The record is from RefSeq and is a predicted model, not a curated record. Gene Ontology annotation, molecular function: oxidoreductase activity; iron ion binding.